Molecule: messenger RNA, 942 nt
Organism: Manis javanica (Malayan pangolin)
Lineage: Eukaryota; Metazoa; Chordata; Mammalia; Pholidota; Manidae
Product: olfactory receptor 6C2-like
Biological process (GO): G protein-coupled receptor signaling pathway
Cellular component (GO): membrane
Molecular function (GO): olfactory receptor activity; G protein-coupled receptor activity
Source: RefSeq, a predicted model, not a curated record
AUGAGAAACCAUUCAGCAAUAACAAUGUUCAACCUACUGGGACUGACAAGUGACCCACAGCUAGAGAUUUUGGUUUUUCUAUUUCUGUUUAUAUCAUACACAUUAAGUUUAAUUGAGAAUCUUACCAUAAUUUUGCUUAUCUUGGGGGAUUCUCAUUUAAAAACAGCUAUGUAUUUUUUUCUUCAAAAUUUCUCUUUCUUAGAAAUUGCACUCACAACGGCCUGUGUCCCCACAUACCUGUACAUCAUAUCAAGUGGGAACAAAGCCAUCAGUAUCAAAGCCUGCUUCAGCCAAAUAUUUUUUAUUGUCCUCUUUGGAGCUGCAGAAUAUUUUCUGUUGGCUGUGAUGUCCUAUGACCGCUAUGUGGCCAUCUGCAAACCCCUGCAUUAUGUGACCAUCAUGAACAGCAGAGUCUGCAGGAACCUCAUCCUCAGUUGUUGGGUAUCUGGCUUAUUGAUCAUCCUUCCACCCCUUGGUUUGAGCCUUAAUCUGGAAUUCUGUGACUCUGUUAUUGACCAUUUUUUCUGUGAUGCUUUUCCAAUACUGAAGAAUUCAUGCUCAGAUACAUGGUUCAUAGAGCAGCUGGUUAUAUUUGGUGGUGUUUUAACCUUCCUAAUGACCCUAGUGUGUGUAGUUCUGUCCUAUAUUUACAUCGUUAGGAUGGUUCUAAGAUUACCCUCAGCCCAGCAAAUGAAAAAAGCCUUUUCCACUUGUUCUUCUCAUAUGAUUGUAGCUUCCAUCGCAUAUGGCAGCUGCAUUUUUGUAUAUAUCAAACCUUCAGCUAAAGAUGAGCUGGCCAUUAAUAAUAAGCAGGUUUCUGUGCUCAUUGUGUCUGUUGUCCCUUUGUUGAACCCCUUCAUUUAUACCCUGAGAAAUAAACAAGUGAAGCAGUCAUUCCACGACACCCUCAAAAGACUUGUGCUUCUUCCAAAGAAAUUUUAG